Pleuronectes platessa (European plaice) is the source of this 1876-nucleotide messenger RNA. RefSeq names its product chymotrypsin-like elastase family member 2A. Gene Ontology annotation, biological process: proteolysis. Gene Ontology annotation, molecular function: serine-type endopeptidase activity. The coding region runs from base 68 to 871 and encodes 267 amino acids. Lineage: Eukaryota; Metazoa; Chordata; Actinopteri; Pleuronectiformes; Pleuronectidae. The record is from RefSeq and is a predicted model, not a curated record. The transcript is spliced from 8 exons.
GCCGACAGUAUAAAUACACCCCUGUUGUGAGCACAAGGUUUAGGCUCAAACUACAAAUUCUGCAGCCAUGAGGAGCCUCCUGGUUCUCACUUUGAUGGUAGCUACUGCGUAUGGAUGUGGCCUUCCCACUUUCCCCCCUGUGCUGAGCAGGGUGGUGGCAGGAGAUGAUGUCAGGCCUCACAGCUGGCCCUGGCAGAUCUCGCUGCAGUCAGACAGCAGUGGGCGCUACAGGCACGUCUGCGGAGGAACCCUCAUCUCCUCUCUCUGGGUCCUCACUGCCGCCCACUGUAUCAGUGACCGCUACAGCUACAGAGUGGAGCUGGGUAAACACAGCCUGCAGGCGAGCGAGGAGGGCUCUGUAGCUCUGAGCGCGGCUGAAAUCAUCACUCAUGAGGACUACAACGUUCUGCUCAGCCGUAACGACAUCGCCCUGAUCAAGUUGUCUUCCCCUGUCACCUUCUCUGACACAAUCAUGCCGGCCUGCAUCCCAGACGCGGCUGUCACCCUGCAGCACGGUUCUCGCUGCUACGUCACCGGGUGGGGUCGACUCUUGACCGAGGGUCCUCUGGCUGACAUCCUGCAGCAGGCUCUCCUGCCAGUCGUUGGCCGCGACAUCUGCACGCAGCCCGACUGGUGGAGCGUCCUGGCCACAGACAAGAUGGUCUGUGCUGGCGGAGACGGCAUCACUGCAGGAUGUAACGGAGACUCGGGCGGCCCCCUGAAUUGCCAGAACCCUGAUGGCUCCUGGGACGUCCACGGCGUGGUGAGCUUCGGCUCCGGUCUCGGCUGCAAUGUCCUCCAGAAACCUACCGUCUUUACAAAAGUCAACUCCUACAUCAGCUGGAUCAACACGGUUGUGUCCAGCUACUGAAGAAACUAUCCACGUGUGUUUUACUGCAAUAAGAACAAUAAUCACCAACAAUGUGUUGUCCCAAUUUUACUGUAAAUAAUGGAGAUGCUGUUUAUCAGUCCUGAGAACGCAGUGUAAAGGGAUAGUUCACCCAAAAAUGAAAAUUCACUCAUUAUCUUCUCACCACUAUGCGGGUGGAGGGGUGGGUGAAGUGUUCAGUCCACAGAACACUUAUGGUGUCUCAUGGACAAACAGUGCUGCAGCAAAAUCCAAUAGAAUUCAAUUAAAUGAAGACCGAUUCUCUAGACGUUAAAAAAACUAUUUGAAUGUCGGGGCUUACAGACACUUGGAUGAAACCACAGGAGCAGGAUGGAGCCAUUUUUAUGUUUAUUUUCUGUUGUUUACAUACGUUUGAAGAUGAGGUCACUAUUUACUUCAAUUGUAUUGGAUUUGGCAGCAACACUGUUUACCCCUGAAGCCUCCAUGAACAUAGAGGUGUGUAUAUACUAAGUGAAUUCAAAUUUGUUGGGUUAACUAUCCCUUUAAGUCAUAUCCAUGAAUGUGGGCCCUGAACAACAUCCAGACAUUUAUCUGAUCGCCAGCUUUAAAUACAGUAGCUGCAUAUUAGAUGUUAACGUGUCCAAUGGAAUAAGGCGUACGUACAAGUCAACCAGGGAUUAUAUUCAUAAUGAUUCAAUAACCAUGGCAAAACACACUUCUUAUACACAGGAGUAAUUAACAAACACUUUCUUUUAUUUCUCAUAAAAUAUCCAUGAGAUAAACAUUUGUUUUGCUUGUCAGGAGGAGAAAAAAAAAAAUAAACAUAAUUAUAGAAAAGUAUAUUUUCACAGCACAUAUAAAAGGAAAUAUAUAUAUAUAUAUAUAUAUAUAUAUAUAUAUAUAUAUAUAUAGGUGAUACAAAAAGGAAACUGACAGCAAAUGAGUGUUUUGGCCACUUGUCUUAAUAAAACUGGUGAAUCAAAACACUGUUCAUUCAUUAAAGUUAAACAGUGUGACGCAAUGAAA